AGAUGGCCGCCGGCGGCUUCGGUGUGGCCGGAGGUGAGGGGUGAGGGGUGGCGGCAGCGGCGGGGCUCCGGGAAGAUGGCAGAGAGCGAGCGGCGGGCAGGCACCACUGAGGAGGUGACUCCUCCCCUCCAGCAAUGCUUCAUGAUCCCCAAAAAGGAGAUAAACAUGGUUUCUGACAUGGCCAAGUGGAAGCGUUCUCAGGCAUAUGCAGAUUACAUGGGCUUCAUCCUCACUCUGAAUGAAGGUGUCAAGGGCAAGAAGCUGACCUGCGAAUACAAGGUUUCAGAGCCCAUUGAAAAGCUGGUGGCUCUCCUGAACACCCUCGACAGAUGGAUUGAUGAAACCCCACCAGUGGAUCAACCCUCUCGCUUUGGGAACAAAGCCUUCAGGACCUGGUAUGCCAAACUAGACCAGGAAGCAGAGAAGUUGGUGGCAACAGUGAUUCCCAAGCAUUUGGCUGCUGCUGCACCAGAAGUGGCUGUGUACUUGAAGGAAUCCGUGGGGAAUUCCACCCGCAUUGACUAUGGCACAGGUCAUGAAGCUGCAUUUGCAGCCUUUCUCUGCUGCCUCUGCAAAAUCGGUGUGCUCAGAGUGGAUGACCAGAUGGCCAUUGUCUUUAAAGUAUUUAACAGGUACCUCGAAGUGAUGCGAAAACUUCAGAAGACCUACAGGAUGGAGCCUGCUGGCAGCCAGGGCGUGUGGGGCUUGGAUGACUUCCAGUUUCUGCCUUUCAUAUGGGGCAGUUCCCAGCUGAUAGACCAUCCAACUCUGGAGCCUCGACACUUUGUUGAUGAGAAGGUGGUAAAUGAAAACCAUAAGGACUUCAUGUUCUUGGAGUGCAUCCUGUUCAUUACAGAGAUGAAGACGGGUCCCUUUGCUGAGCACUCCAACCAGCUCUGGAACAUCAGCGCCGUGCCCUCCUGGUCCAAGGUCAACCAGGGCCUCAUCCGCAUGUACAAGGCAGAGUGCCUGGAGAAGUUUCCUGUGAUCCAGCACUUUAAGUUCGGCAGCCUGCUCCCCAUCCAGCCUGUGACGUCCUAAGGAGGCCGCAGGAGGAGCAGAGGCAGCGGAGUCAUAGUGCGGCGCUCUUCCUCCUCCCCUCACCCCCUCCUCAUCACCGUGCCCGUCACACACAGCCCAUUCAUUCCUGCACAUCCUCAUCAGCAACCACAGAUCCAAAGCACUCGCUGGCCUUGCAUGGGAGAUGGGACAUGGAGCAGCUCCUCCUGCACGGCCUCAGCACGUGGAUGUGUCACCAGCGCCCAAGGCAGGGCUGUGCUUCGCUCUGCAGCGUGGCUGCUGUGAAUGGGGUUUGAGUAGGGGCUGCCUUGUAGCAAAGACCCUAUGGUGGGAGGGGGGUGUGGAGGGGAGGAAGGCACAUGUGUAUGUGUCGGGCAGUGGUAACUGCAAGUUCCCUUUUGAAGUUCAUUGAAGUUUCCUGUUGCUGUUUGGUUUGCGAGGGGUGAGGUGUGAGCCCGCGCGUGUCUGUGUGCAGCCACCUCUGCUCGCAUGGGGAGGGCUGAAAUGGGUCAAGGAAGUUGUAGGGAAUGUCUGUGGGUUGCUGGAAGCCCAGGGUUCACCCUUCCCUUCUUGUGGAUAAUGAAAGCCCCCUCCCUCCGUCUCUUCUGCAAGGUUCCCUGGGUCUUUCUUUCCCACCACCGCCUCUUCUCUUGGGUGAAGCUGGAAUCCUUUCUGGGCUGUGAGGGGCUGAGCUGGCUCUGGAGCCAGACUCGAGUUCCCUGAGGGACCCGGUUCUGUGGGAACAGCUAUGAGAAGACACUGCUUGAGCGGUGCCUGCUGAGGCUCCCUCUUAACGGGCACAAAACCUCACACGUUCACACACAUUCAUCACUGGGUCCAACCUGCCCUCUGGACUCCCUGUUUCCUCCCCUGUGCUUUGCUGCCCCGGGGCUGGGCUGGCCUCAGUGGCACGAGGUGACCGUGGUUGCUACUGCUUGGUCAUAAAUUGUAGUGACAGCCCCAGAGCAAAGGGAUUUCCCCUCGAAGCAGCAUGUUCCCCAGCUCUUUUAGGGAGGCAUCCCCAGAGCAAAGGCAGCAUGAGGGGGUAAGCAUGCAGCUUUACAUGCGUUUAUAUACUUGUGCUGAAACAGAAAGCAUAAAUAGUCUGGGUUAGCAGGUUAUACCUGAAGAAAGCUCUUUCCCUUUGUCAUUCCCUGCUGGUGUUGCUGUGCUGGACCUUGGGGAAGAGGGACCACACUUCCAGUGCCAAGAGCAGCAGCAUCUCAAAGGCAGGUGAAUGGAUGGAGAUAUGGUCCAGAUCAUGCCAGCAGCAUCACUUGGGGGCCAGGAACGGCUGGUGCUGGGUUUGAGAUGAGCUGGUGUGGAUUGACCGAGGUGGUCAUAGCUUUGCAUCUGGAGAGGGGACGUUUCUUCUGGGGGGCUCCCAGGCUGGGAGUGAGGGACAUGGGGCUCUGGUGUGGUGUUUGCAGCAGGGAUCCUUUCCCUGGCAGUCCCACAAAGCAGGAGGGGGCAGUGGGGCUGCCCCAGCCAGGCUGUGGCACUGGUGGUGGUGGUGGGGAACCUGCCUGUGGCUUUUUAACUUCACUUUGUAUUUUCUUCACUCUUUUUGUCAGACCAGCUCACUCCUCUUGUAAAGGUUCUUGGGGGAGGGAGAGCAAGGAAAGAGUCUAAAUAGAGGCAGUGAAAUGCAGGUGUCUGUAGAGCUAAAGCAGAGCUCUCCAGCGCUGCUAUUGUCUCGUCUGCUUCUUGCUCGGCCCUGGGCAGGGACAAGGAUCUUUUGACCUGCUGAAACAACCCUAUAAGCUUGCAUUUGGAAUGAAACUGGAAGACUGGGGUUAAGUCUUGAUUUACUCCUUAAUGGGAUAUGUGUUUUGUGUUGGCUUUCCAAACAGAUCCAUUCCUGGUGUGGUGCUGGUGGUCAGUGUGCUUGCUGGGACCCAAUGGGUUCAUCUUCAGAGGAGCGGUUUAGUGCCAGGAGUGGGAUGACAGGCAUUCCAUGCUGUGUGGCUUUUGGCAAGUGUCACCAUGCUUGAAGUGGCUCUGCAGCAUCCGGCUGGCAAUGGCUGAGCUAGAGCCCAUGGUAUCCCAAAGCUGCCCAAGAUCAGGAAUGUGUCUCUCCAGUCAUCCCAUGGAAAUGGGGCUUCCAUGCAAAAGGAUGGGUAGAAACGUUGACAUCCAUGCAUGGGAGGCACACCAAGAGGAUGACACACGGCACCAAAACCGGGUGGGGAGGAGCUUCCUUCCCCUGCAGCUGCAGCCACUGCUCCCUGGGGAUGGUGUCCCUGCACCGGGGACCUGCCCAGAGGAGGAUGCUCACGUUGAGCUCUGUGUUUCUGGCUUGCCUGAGUCUGCAGAUGUGUCCUGCUUAGGGGGGAUUUGGACUUCAAACAGCUGAUUCUUGUCUGAGUCUUAUCCCCCCGCUUGGGAUGUGCCCCUGUUGUGUGGCUAUCGGCUGCUUGCCUUCCCCUCACUGCCACCUCUACUGUCCUCAGGGCUCUGCUCCUCUAUCUAUGGCUCCACACAGGUGGCAGCUCCUCCACCUCCACCACUGUGGUUUUGAUUCAAGUCUCUGUGUUUUGCACUGGGGACUCUGUUAGUGUCCCCCCAGACUGGGGUUUGCUCUUCCCUUGGGAGCAGAGCCAGCAUGGCUGGAGCCUUCAGCACAGGGAAGAGGCUUUGUGGAGGCACUUGGCUGUGUUGGUGCCUGAUCUCUUGCACCAGAAUUGGCUUAUUUGACUGCAUGAAGCAGGUGUAUUGUCUGUCUGUGUCUCCUUCCUGUGUCUUUCUAUCAUAGGUAUGUUUGUUUAAUCAACACUUUGGCUGUGUCCAUCCCCCUCUGUCCCAGCUUGCGUUUGGCAGGCAGGUGAUGUGCGAAGCCUGUUCCCAGGCCAGCAAAUACCUUGAAGAUCAGAGACUUUGGUAACCAAAGGAUGCUUGAGCCUUGUUUGUGAAGCAGGGGGAGAACUGGAACCCUUUUGCUUUAGCUGUUUCUCCUGUCCUGCUGUAGGGGCUGAUUUGGACCUUCCAACAUCAGUUUAGUCAGCAGCUUUGUUGGAUUCCCAUAGGGAAUCAUACCUGGACCUUCUCAGGAGUGGUUGGAGUGAAUAUAGAUGUGCUUUGCAAACGCUGAUGUUCUUGUCUCUGAGUUAUAUCUUCUCCGUCAACACAGGCCAACUGUGUGAGUGCAUGUUGCUAAAAGCAGCAGCAGGGUGGAGGGAGGGAUGGAUGGUGAGCAGGAAUAUCCUCUUGGAUCAUAGAUGUUUUUGAAGGCACUUGAAUUCAUCCUGAGCACGUCCCUUGGUGACCGUGACGCGCUGGGAAGGGGAAGCAGAUGUAGUGUGGGUUUCUCACCAUCUUCCCCAUCAGCCCAACUGACCAACCCAGGCUUUUAAGCUCAGUUUUCCCAACUGAAUCCUUCGGGGUUGCCAUUCUUUGGCUGGUUUGUGGUGUUAUUCAACACUGUCUUCACAUCCCUCCUUUACAAGUGGUUGUUCAUGGCAGCCAGGAAUAAAUGAAGUAAGAGUUAAGCAGCCGCGUGCAGUGAUGGUAGUGAAAGAAUAGAACUGUUUCAUGCCAUUGUUGCUGCAUUAACUUGUCCCUGGUGUGCAGCUCAGUUCCAUUACGUAGCGCUGGGUUCCUGCUAUGAAAUAAACAAGUCCCCACUGCAGGACCAGCAGUUGGUGAGCAGCAAAACCUGAGCUGGCAGUUUCCAGGAUGCAGAUGUGCUUUGUAUCCCAAGGAGCUGGUGUAGAACCAUGCACGAGCCCUGGAUGCUGCACUGUGUCCAUGGAACUGUGUUGACUUCCUUCCUGAGAGAGGGAAGGAGGCAGAAAUGGGUGGGAGAAGGUGGGAUUGGUUGUUAAGGAUAGCUGCUAACAUGACCUGAACUCUCCCGCUGUCAAUGUGCCAGUGGGACCCUACUAUGGUUGAGAAGCCCACAGGGAUCUCAUCGCUGCUUCAACAAGCAACUUCUCAGAUGUAGAACAGAACCAGGCUUUUGGAGGUCAUUUCAUGCUCCAAUGGCCAAGAGGAGACAUCUUCAUCCUUUAACGUUGCUUCCCCUUCGGUGGAUGAGCACUCUUCCCUUUGGCAUUGGAACAAGCUCCUUGAGCAUCCUUGGGACUAACACCUCUUUCCCUGGACUGAUCUUAUGCGAAUUGUGCCAAACUCCAAACUAGGAUGAACCAGAGAAAGGGCUGAACCCCGACGAGCAUCUUCAGCUUGGAGAGCUGCUCGUUGUGAAGAGCAGGAGGCUGGGAGCAGGCUUUGGAGGUUAGAGGAGGCUUUUGAGGAGGUGAAGUGGGUGCUUCUGCUUGCUAUAAAAAGCCUGGGCUUGGGAAUGUCUACAUCGGGCGGCUCUGUGCAGGGCAGAAAUAGUUGUUGAAAUUGGAAGGAGUCGCUCCCCAUGUUCCUGGUUGCAGCUGUAACACUGAUAAUAAAUAACAUCAAAAUCCCCCAUCA
Messenger RNA from Melopsittacus undulatus (budgerigar), 5442 nucleotides. RefSeq names its product protein phosphatase 2 phosphatase activator (gene PTPA). Gene Ontology annotation, molecular function: protein tyrosine phosphatase activator activity; peptidyl-prolyl cis-trans isomerase activity. NCBI's taxonomy places the organism in Eukaryota, Metazoa, Chordata, Aves, Psittaciformes, Psittaculidae. The record is from RefSeq and is a predicted model, not a curated record. The transcript has 10 exons. The coding region runs from base 76 to 1041 and encodes 321 amino acids. Gene Ontology annotation, biological process: mitotic spindle organization. Gene Ontology annotation, cellular component: nucleus; protein phosphatase type 2A complex; cytoplasm.